Molecule: messenger RNA, 747 nt
Organism: Ficedula albicollis (Collared flycatcher)
Lineage: Eukaryota; Metazoa; Chordata; Aves; Passeriformes; Muscicapidae
Product: urotensin-2 receptor-like
Exons: 1
Coding region: 1-747 (248 amino acids)
Biological process (GO): neuropeptide signaling pathway
Cellular component (GO): membrane
Molecular function (GO): urotensin II receptor activity
Source: RefSeq, a predicted model, not a curated record
AUGUCUUACAACUCUUCUCUCCUCGGCCCGAGUCCUAGAGAGGAUCCCAAGGGUGGCAGUUUCUUGGAGGAAAGCAGUGGUGGAGGUGAUGACAGCAGUGUCCUGGGAGGGGACAGCCUGGUCACAGGGCCGCUGGGCGCAGUGCUGCUGCUCCUGUGCCUCACUGGCGUGGUGGGGAACAUCUGCACGGUGGCAGUGGCCUCUGGCAGGGUGGCAGGCUGCUCAGCAGGCUCCUUGGGGGUCUACAUGGUCAGCCUUGCCCUGGCUGGCCUCCUGUACCUGUCCACCAUCCCCUUUGUGGUUUGCACCUGCUUUGCCCACGACUGGUUCUUCGGGGAUGUGGGCUGCAGGCUUCUGCUCGGCCGGGACCUCCUCACCAGGCACGCCAGCGUUUUCCUCCGGAGCGCCAUGAGCCUGGAGAGCUGCUGGGCGGUGGCCAAGCGUGCCACCUCCCGUGCCAGCAGGCUGUGCCUUCCAUCGGUGGUGCUGCAGUGCUUUCCCCUUUGCAUGGCUGCUCACCCUGCUCAGCUGGGCGGGGGGCAGUGCUUGUCUCAGGGAUCCUGGCUCCGUCCUCAGAUCCUGCAGCCCUCACACACCAGCAGCCUCCCCCUUGCACAAGGCUGGGGAGUGGGUGGAAGGGAGCAGUCAGCUUCGAUAUGUCUAAAUUAUACAUCUGGGGAACCUUUGCCACCCCUCAUCUCCCUGCUAGCAACGGGCCAAGCCAUAACAAAGUCAGGACAACAGUGA